Molecule: messenger RNA, 1175 nt
Organism: Sinocyclocheilus anshuiensis
Lineage: Eukaryota; Metazoa; Chordata; Actinopteri; Cypriniformes; Cyprinidae
Product: cysteine dioxygenase, type I
Exons: 5
Coding region: 28-633 (201 amino acids)
Biological process (GO): L-cysteine catabolic process
Molecular function (GO): cysteine dioxygenase activity; ferrous iron binding
Source: RefSeq, a predicted model, not a curated record
AACUCCAGCAGCGCAGCAGCACUGGAGAUGGAGCAGACCGAGGUCAUGAAGCCAGACACUCUGGAGGAUUUGAUCAAAACUCUCCACAAGCUCUUUGAAAGCGACAGCGUCAAUGUGGAGGAGGUGCAGAGCAUCAUGGAGUCCUAUGAAAGUAAACCUCACGAGUGGAUGAAAUAUGCUAAAUUUGACCAGUACAGAUACACCAGGAAUCUUGUGAAUGAGGGAAAUGGAAAGUUCAACCUGAUGAUCUUGUGCUGGGGUGAAGGACACGGCAGCAGCAUCCACGAUCACACAGACUCGCACUGCUUCCUGAAGCUGCUCCAGGGUCAGCUGAAGGAGACGCUCUUCGACUGGCCCGACCGCACGCUGCAGGGGGGCAUGCUGCAGAGAUCACAGCAGGUGCUGCUGGAGAACCAGUGCGCUUACAUCAACGACUCCCUCGGGCUUCAUCGGGUGGAGAACGUGAGCCACACGGAGACAGCCGUCUCUCUGCACCUCUACAGCCCGCCCUUCCAGACGUGCCGGACGUUUGACCAGCGCACCGGACACCACAACAGCGUCAAGAUGACCUUCUGGAGCAAGUUCGGCGAGAGGACGCCGUAUGAAUCCACCGUUUCACAGGAGAACAACUGAGAAGCACGACAGUGCUCGAUGGAGACUUCUGCAUUAAAAUGAUGUUUAAGACUUGAUCCAGCUCUUUUUAAGAUUCACACCGGACAGUGGGAAGUAAUUCAAGCUGCUUAAUCGUGGCCUAGUUUAGCGCUGGCAAACGAGGCUGAAGGUCUGAAUAGAUGAAUUAGUUGAGCCGCGUGUCAAUCAGCUCUUUGUUGUUGAGAAGAGCCUGUUCUCCCAGCAUUCCUGUGUAAUCACGCUUUUGUACUGAGAGCUGUGGCCUGAAGAGUGUAAUUUAUGUUCAGUCGAAUGAAAGCGCUGUCCUCCGUCAACAACAUCACGCUUCAGCAGAACUCCAUCGAUGUGUUUGAUAAUCGCCAGCCUCCGUUCUGCACACGCUCGCGCUUUUUUUCGAUUUCCAGAUAUUGCCGUCAGUAAUCGAUGUUGUUGAAGAAAUAUGAUCUCUGCAUUUGUAAACUGGAGCUUUUAUUUAAAAUGGACCUGAAUCUUACCUGGAAAUUCAUUUUUGUCUUAACGUUGACGUAAAUAAAACAUUUCCCAAA